CACCAGGUGCUCCGCAUCUCUGCUGCCGAUGAAGCCCAGGUACAGAAGGUGAAGGUGCUGGAGGAGCUGGAGCACUUGCAGCUGGACUUCUGGCGGGGCCCUGCCCAGCCUGGCUCCCCCAUCGAUGUCCGAGUGCCCUUCCACAGCAGCCAGGCCACCAAAGUCUUCCUGGAGGCCCAUGGCAUCAGCUACGAGACCAUGAUUGAGGACGUGCAGUCACUGCUGGACGAGGAGCAGGAGCAGAUGUUCGCCUUCCGGUCCCUGGCCCGCUCCACCGACACCUUUAACUACGCCACCUACCACACCCUGGAGGAGAUCUAUGACUUCAUGGACUUACUGGUGGCCGAGCACCCGACACUUGUCAGCAAGAUCCAGAUCGGCAACAGCUAUGAAGGCCGUCCCAUUUAUGUGCUGAAGUUCAGCACCGGCGGGAACAACCGUCCUGCCAUCUGGAUCGACACGGGCAUCCAUUCCCGGGAGUGGGUCACCCAGGCCAGCGGGGUCUGGUUUGCAAAGAAGAUCACGCAAGACUACGGAAAGGACUCGGCCUUCACCACCAUCCUUGACAACAUGGACAUCUUUCUGGAGAUCGUCACCAACCCCGAUGGUUUUGCCUACACCCACAGCAAGAACCGCAUGUGGCGCAAGACUCGAUCCAUCACGUCGGGCUCCCUCUGUGUUGGCGUGGACCCCAAUAGGAACUGGGAUGCGGGAUUUGGGCUGCCUGGAGCCAGCAGCAACCCUUGCUCUGAGACUUACCAUGGCAAGUAUGCCAAUUCCGAAGUGGAGGUCAAGUCCGUUGUGGACUUCGUGAAAGACCACGGGAACAUCAAGGCGUUCAUCUCCAUCCACAGCUACUCCCAGCUCCUCCUCUAUCCCUAUGGCUACAAGUCAGAUCCAGCCCCUGACGACGCCGAGCUGGAUCAGCUGUCCAAAGCUGCUGUGACAGCCCUAGCCUCUCUGUAUGGGACCAGGUUCACGUAUGGCAGCAUCAUCAAAGCAAUUUAUCAAGCCAGUGGAAGCACCAUUGACUGGACCUACAGCCAGGGCAUCAAGUACUCUUUCACCUUUGAGCUCCGGGACACCGGGCGCUACGGCUUCCUGCUGCCGGCCUCCCAGAUCAUCCCCACCGCCCAAGAGACAUGGCUGGCACUUCUGACCAUCAUGGAACACACCCGGAAUCACCCCUACUGAACUGGCCCUUCGGCACCCUCCUUUUCCUGCUCUCCUGCCCCACCCAGGCAACCAAAUAAAGUUUGGGCGUACGAGGAACAGAACCUUGGGGCUUGC
Messenger RNA from Microcebus murinus (gray mouse lemur), 1290 nucleotides. It is a transcript of the gene CPA1, whose product is annotated as carboxypeptidase A1. Gene Ontology annotation, biological process: proteolysis. The record is from RefSeq and is a predicted model, not a curated record. Gene Ontology annotation, molecular function: metallocarboxypeptidase activity; zinc ion binding. Lineage: Eukaryota; Metazoa; Chordata; Mammalia; Primates; Cheirogaleidae.